ACCAGAGGUCAGUAUCUCGGAUAGAUCAAAAUUUUAAAAUGGCGUCAGCAAUGGACAUCGACGAUGAGGAAAUUGAUUUGCCCACGUCUAGCAGCAGUAAAGGAGAGAAGAAACGUUUUGAAGUCAAAAAGUGGAAUGCCGUAGCGCUGUGGGCAUGGGAUAUUGUGGUGGACAACUGCGCCAUUUGUCGUAACCAUAUAAUGGAUUUGUGUAUCGAAUGCCAAGCAAAUCAAGCAUCUGCGACUAGUGAAGAAUGCACAGUAGCCUGGGGUGUAUGCAACCAUGCAUUCCAUUUCCAUUGCAUCUCCCGUUGGUUGAAGACUCGACAAGUUUGCCCACUCGACAAUCGUGAAUGGGAAUUCCAGAAGUAUGGACACUAGCCAAGUGUGCUCAGCUGCCAUGGACAUCAGAGCCCUUAACAAUUCAGCAGCCGACGUCUGUAUGAAACCGUGAUAUUCGAAAGAUACUAAAUUUUGGUAGAGGAUUUAAUUUCUUGUGCAUAGCUAAAUAUUGUCGAUCAAGGUCCUUCGCUUCAGAAGCAUUUUAAUGGAAGUCUAAAAAAUGCUUAAACGUGAUUGAAAUUUGAUCAAUUCCAUGUUUCACACGUUGUUGCUACACAUUAUCAUUAUGUGCUACACUUGAUAUUAAGUCGCAAGUGAGCACAACUGUGUUAUCGAUAAUAGGUAUAAGACUGGUAUUAAACCAUCAAUAUCAAGCCAUUGUAUCUGAAAUCAUUUUUAAAAAUGUCAUGAACUUAAAUAAACGAAAAAAUCAAAAUCCUAUAGUAUUGGUAAAGGAUUUACAAAAUGUGAAUAUGGUUACAAAUUGUGAAAUCUAGACUUGUCAUUUUAUUCUAUAAUUGUUCUGAUUUAACAGUUUUCUAAUAAAAUACAUUUCAAGCUACCUUGUUAGUCAAAAUCAAUCUGAAAGAGAAACGAACAUGUAAAACAAACUAAAACACCUGACCGCCUAUUGGUUGUAAUUCUAGGUUACAUAUGUAAACAAGAAAUGAAAAAUGUAUAUACGUACUAAGAAAUAGUUUAUAAUAAAACCAUUAAAUUAUUAGUCGAUACCCUUGACACUAAGUAGCUACUUUCUCCCUUACGGUUUAGACUUUUUACUUUUAUAUCAUGGGUAGUAGUUACAUGAUGAUAUGAUGUAGUUAUUUUAACGUUUAACAGCAAAAAUACAGAUACAAACUUGUAGAAAAUAUAUUUACACUUGUGAUAACUUCGUCCGUAGGACCUUGAUGAAUUUUGAAAAUGUACAGUUAAAAUCAUUAAGAAAUCAAUUAACACAAUUAAAUUUCCAGCAUGUUAUGCACAAGUUACAAAAUGACCAUCGAGAUUUUCCUAGUAAUUUCAAACAGGUGAUUUUAUGUUAGGAAACCUGCAAGUACAGAUAAGUUACCCUUAAAAUGGAUAAAACGUUUCCACAUUUAAACCUACUACCUUGAAAUAACUUCUAUAUUCAUGGUGAGAAUUUCUGAAGGCAGUAAUAGUCAUGUAUACGUAAUUCUUUAAAAUUCUUUAUAUAGUAUAUAUUAAAAAGUAUGCAUGUACGUAUUAUAAAGAAUUACAUAAAUAUAUACGCAUGCA
Messenger RNA from Orussus abietinus, 1598 nucleotides. RefSeq names its product RING-box protein 1A (gene Roc1a). Lineage: Eukaryota; Metazoa; Arthropoda; Insecta; Hymenoptera; Orussidae. Gene Ontology annotation, molecular function: cullin family protein binding; ubiquitin protein ligase activity; zinc ion binding. Gene Ontology annotation, biological process: protein ubiquitination; ubiquitin-dependent protein catabolic process. Bases 39 to 380 code for a protein of 113 amino acids. The transcript is spliced from 5 exons. Gene Ontology annotation, cellular component: cullin-RING ubiquitin ligase complex; nucleus. The record is from RefSeq and is a predicted model, not a curated record.